This is a messenger RNA of Poecilia latipinna (sailfin molly), 5110 nucleotides long. RefSeq names its product aggrecan core protein-like. Gene Ontology annotation, cellular component: synapse; perineuronal net. Bases 175 to 4725 code for a protein of 1516 amino acids. The record is from RefSeq and is a predicted model, not a curated record. Gene Ontology annotation, molecular function: hyaluronic acid binding; calcium ion binding. The transcript is spliced from 20 exons. NCBI's taxonomy places the organism in Eukaryota, Metazoa, Chordata, Actinopteri, Cyprinodontiformes, Poeciliidae. Gene Ontology annotation, biological process: central nervous system development; cell adhesion; skeletal system development.
CCCGGUCCAGGACUUUUUCCUCUGUGUUCAGCCAAGCAUCCAGAGCUGAUGCUGCUGCCGUCGGUUCUCUUGUUUAAACUCAGAACCAACAACCAACGGACCGGCCGAGCAAAAACACAGCAGAGACAAAACAUCAAAACAUUCCACUUCAGGAAAUCUCUCAACAGGUAAAAUAUGUUAAAGUGGGCCGUGCUCCUGUCUUUAUGUUUAAGUAUCUCCUCUGCAACAUUUGACUAUCUUUAUGAGCAGAGAUCCUUCAUGGAUCCAGAGGAUAUUCUGACUGUGAGCAUUCCUCUGCAGGGCUUACAGCGCCCUCUGCUGGGAGAAACUCUGCUACUGCCAUGCUACUUUCAGGACCACUCUGUUGAAGAUCCUGGUUCUCCCCCCGUCGUCCCCCUUUCCCACCGUAUCAAAUGGAGCUACGUCACAAAGGAAAAGACGACUACCAUCCUUGUGGCUUUGGAGGGACAGGUCCGCAUCAGUGAAAGUUAUCUGGACAGAGUUCAGCUGCAGAGCUACCCCCAGACUCCAACAGACGCCAGCAUCAAAAUAUCGGAGCUACAUUCCAGUGACACAGGAGUGUAUCGCUGUGAAGUUCAGAAUGGCAUUGAGGAUGCCUAUGACAUUGUGCACGUCCUUGUUCGAGGUAUCGUGUUCCACUACCGGCCCUUUAUGGGUCGCUACACUUUGACCUUUGAGAAAGCGAAGGCAGCUUGUGCCCAGAACAGUGCAGUCAUUGCUUCUCCAGAGCAGCUUCAAGCAGCAUUCGAAGAUGGUUUCCACCAGUGCGACGCUGGCUGGUUGUCUGAUCAAACAGUGCGGUACCCAAUCCACGAGUCUCGCAUGAACUGCUAUGGCGACAAAGAGGAACUCCCUGGGGUCAGGACGUAUGGCGUGAGAGAUCUCAAUGAGACAUAUGAUGUUUACUGCUUUGCAGAUAGGAUGCCAGGCAGGGUUUUCCACAGCACCUCUGCAGGGAAGUUCACCUUCUCUGAGGCUGUGCUGACGUGCUCCUACCAGGGAGCUCAGCUAGCCACCACAGGUCAGCUGUACCUUGCAUGGCAGGGCGGUAUGGACGUCUGCAACGCCGGCUGGCUGAGAGAUGGGAGUGUCCGCUACCCCAUCAAUGUUCGACGGCCACAAUGUGGAGGGGGUCUGCUGGGGGUGCGAACAGUUUAUCUCCACACAAACCAAACAGGAUACCCACUUCCUGACUCCCGCUACGAUGCCUUCUGUUACACAGAUUCCCCUGACGAUGAGGGCUCAGGCACAGAUGAGGGGAGUGGUGCUGUGAUUGUUACCACGGUGACGGAGAGUCCAGAGGUGUUCUUCAGCAAGACGACCACAGAGAGCGAAGCAGUUGGAGAGGUGGAGACCCAGCAGCCAUUUGAUCUGAGUUUCACCAACAGCGAGAACCCCAGCAAGCUGCCACUUCCUCAGCCAACAAACUUCACAGAUUUCACCUUUGACCUUAUUGAAGCCGUCACCAGCCAGUCGGCUGUACAAAGGGAGCCCAGCAAAACCUCUGUCAUCUCUCCAGCAGGCGUGGUCUUCCAUUACCGCUCACCCUCUGGCCGUUAUGCUCUCACAUUCGUUGAGGCUCAGUUGGCCUGCCGGGGUGUCAGAGGCUCCAUGGCCACACCGCAGCAGCUGCAGCAAGCAUACGAGGAUGGAUAUCACCAAUGUGAUGCAGGUUGGCUUCUGGACCAGACUGUGAGGUAUUCUAUUGUGUUUCCUCAAGAAAAAUGUGCUGGAGAUCUUGGAGAUCAACCUGGAGUUCGGACGUAUGGCCUCAGACCAGCAGAGGAGAGAUACGAUGUUUACUGCUACACCGAGGGGAUCAAUGGAGAGGUUUUUCAUGUGGGAUCUGCUGAGGGUUUCACCUACGACGAGGCUGCUUCUGCCUGUGAAAACCACAGUGCGGUUCUAGCCUCCACUGGAGAGCUCUAUGCAGCCUGGAAACUGGGCUUGGACAAGUGCCGAGCAGGCUGGCUACUGGACCGCAGUGUUCGCUACCCCGUCAACAGCCCCCGUCCUGGGUGUGGAGAGAAAUCAGGGGUCCACACUUUGUACUCUCCUCCAAACCAAACACACUACCCUGAACCUGAUGCCAGAUUUGAUGCAUACUGUAUAAGAGUUGGCUUUCUGUCUGAAUCAAAUGAAACUGAACUGAACAUCACCGACAUCCAGAAGGCCCUACCUAACCAGACAUCGAAUACUGACUUAUUAAGGCCCGAUGGUUUCUUCAUCGUUCCUCCCAUUCCUGUGGAGAUUUCAAGUUCUGGAUCUGAUUCAGGAGACUUUGAUUCAGGCCCUACAGGAGAUAACUCUGGAGUACAAGUUAACUCUGGAGACCAGGUGACCUCUGGAGAUCAGUCUGGAUCUGGAGAUCAGUCUGGAUCUGGAGAUCAGUCUGGAUCUGGAGAGCAGGUUACCUCUGGAUAUCAGUCUGGAUCUGGAGACCAGGUUACUUCUGGAGAUCAGUCUGGAUCUGGAGACCAGGUUACUUCUGGAGAUCAGUCUGGAUCUGGACAUCAGUCUGGAUCUGGAGAUCAGUCUGGAUCUGGAGAGCAGGUUACCUCUGGAUAUCAGUCUGGAUCUGGAUAUCAGUCUGGAUCUGGAGACUGUAUCACCUCUGGAGGUCAGUCUGGUUUUGGAGAUCAGUCUGGUUCUGGAGACCAGGUUACUUCUGGAGAUAUAUCUGGUUCUGGAGGCAAAAUCACCUUUGGAGACCAAGACGGGUACACAGAGACUGUGCUGUCCAGUGAAGGAUCCGGUUUGGCCAGUCCAUCUGGUUCUGGGUCAGGACUCGGAGUUGUUUUCUCUGGACCCUGCAUUGCAGUAGAGGGCUCAACGUCAGGAGAACCUCAAGAGGCUGGAAAAGGAAGCACAGACAUUCUUAUAAUCCCUUUGUCUGCAGCUGAUUCUGGGGAACUCAGUGGAAGUGGAGAUAUGUCCGGGUCUGGAUCUGGAUUUGACUCCAUUGAAAAGGAUGCUGGACAUCUCACUGGCACGGGUCUUAUCUUGGACCAGGAGUUGUCAGGUUUUAGUGGUUUUCUAUCUGGAUCUUCAUCUGGAAGUGGACGAUCUGGAGACAUUUCUGGAAGUGGAGAUGCUCCGAUCUUGAUAGCAAAUGACAAACUGAUUAAUGCAAAGAAGGAGUACAACCUUGAUGGAGGUUCAUUAGAUUUCAGUGGUUCUGGAAGCUUAUCUGGAUCUGGGAUUCUCAGUGGGUCAACCUCUGGAAGUGACUCUGAGUCUCUUACUGGUGUGACUUUUAUGGGUUCAGGCUUCACUAAGCUUAUUGGGUCACCUUCUGGAGAACACGAGGAGGCUACUGGGGGUUUAUUCUACAGCUCUGGACCAGAAAGUGGGGGGCAGAUAUCUGGAUUUAGAAUCUCAAGUUGCAGUUUUGAUACUAGAGCUGGAGUGUCUGGAUCCGGUGUCUCUAAAUCUGAAACAUCAACAACCAAAGGUGAGGAAGAGGGCAGUGCUACAUUUUUCACUCAGGGUCUAAUGACAGAAAUACCUGGAGAUUAUAAGGUCCCUCUGGAGCCGGGAGAAAACUCAGUGGAGUACAGUGGAGAAGCAAGUGGCAACAAUGGUUUCUACUCCGGUGACGGAAACAAGGACUUAUCUGAGGAUCACACUUUCAUGUUGGGGGUUUCUUCUUCUGGAGAUUCUUCUGAUCCACUGGUGGUGGUCCUACCCGCUCCAUCAGUUGACCCAGCACUAACAGAACCCACCAUAAGAACAGAGGAAGAUAUUCAUGGAACUGAACUGACACACAACUCCAGAGUUUAUGUUUCUCCAGGACCAGCAGUUGUCCCUGCAGGAUUAGCAGCUCCUUCUGCAGAAGUCAAACCAGCUUUUGUGCAAACACCAGUUGUCCUAGGAGCUUCCAACCCAUGUGAACCAAAUCCUUGUGGCAAUGCUUCGUGCACAAUAGAGGAAGGAGUUGCUUUCUGCUUUGAGGCAGAAGUGUGCCACCCCAACCCUUGUUCCAACGGAGCCACCUGUGUGGAGAGUGCAGACUCUUUCAAAUGCUUAUGCCUGCCCAGCUACGGAGGGGAACGCUGUGAGAUCGAGGAGCAGCGAUGUGAGGACGGCUGGACGAAGUUUCAGGGAAACUGCUACCUGCACGUCUCUGACAGGGCGGAGUGGCUGGAGGCGGAGCAACGCUGCCGGCACCUGAACGCUCACCUGGUCAGCAUCAUCACGCCAGAGGAGCAGCAGUUUGUCAGCGCUAAUGCGCAGGACUACCAGUGGAUCGGCCUGAACGACAAAACGGUGCAGAACGAUUUCCAGUGGACGGACGGCUCUCCUCUGCAAUAUGAGAACUGGAAGCUGAACCAGCCAGAGAAUUACCUGAACUCAGCAGAGGACUGCGUGGUUUUGAUCUGGCAUGAGAACGGAAAGUGGAACGACGUUCCCUGCAACUACCACCUGCCGUUCAUCUGCAAGAAGGGACCAGUGUUUUGCGGAGCUCCGCCUGUGGUGAAAAACACGCGCAUGUUUGGAAACCGGAGGUCGGAGUAUCCCGUCAACUCCAUCAUCCGUUAUCAGUGCAACCCAGGAUUUAGACAGCGCCAUCUACCUGUGGUCCGGUGCCAAGCUGACGGGACCUGGGAGAAACCCAAAGUGGAGUGCACAGAUGUAAAAGCCAGGAACAGAAUAAAACGCAGGAGCAGCAGAAAUUCACCACUGAGCGGAAAAAACAAAUAAAAUUUAUUUAAGUUUUUAAAAGCGAGAAAAAUCUUUUCACAUAAUUUUUAUAAUAUAAAUUAAAAUGGUUGAAUUCUCAUUCUUUGGCUGCUACUUUAUGGUAGCACGUGUUUAAAACCCUCAUCCCUUCUCACUAAUAUAUUUAAUGUCUGUAAUUGUUUUUAUUUUACACAAAUGAAGUCAAAUUGUUGCUGUUAUUCUUUAUUUUCCUUCAAAACUUUCAUAGAGAUGAAGAAUAAGGAAACUUAAGAAAUGAAAGGUUUGGUUUGGAUUUUUAAGUGCUUCUGCGAUGUUUCUUCAUGGUGGAAAUUGGGGCCUGAGAUUUACACACCUAGCAUGCAAACGAUGGCGCUAAACACAAAUUUAAUAACCGAUUGAGAACAAA